AUGGAUCUCCUUACCACCUUUCCAAACUACGCCACCGAAUCCCCACUAUCGGACAACGCUGAAUUCCCACCAUCGAGUGACACCGAAUUCUAUAACAGCUGGAAUGAAAGUUGGGCCUCAGAGCCUUUCUAUAACAGUGCUCAAAUCCAUCAGGUCAUGAAAAUAGUUUCCAUGGUAAUUUAUAGCAUCACACUGGUGCUGGGCGCCACAGGCAAUGGCCUAGUUAUCUUCCUCACCGGUUUCCUCAUGAAAAAGACGGUCACCACCAUAUGGUACCUCAACUUGGCCGUGGCCGAUUUUGUCUUUGCCCUUUCACUCUCCUCCGAGAUAGCUUACUUGGCCCUGGAUUAUCACUGGACUCUGGGAAGGUUGAUGUGCAAACUCGACAGUAUGGUGACCUUCCUGAACAUGUUCGCCAGCGUCUUCUUCUUGACAGCCAUCAGCGCCGACCGCUGUGUUUCUGUGAUGUUCCCUGUCUGGGCCUUGAACCACCGCACUCUCGAGCUUGCUUCCCUCGUGGCUGGGUGCAUUUGGACGGCCGCCUUGGCCCUCAGCUUACCAUACCUCAGUUUCCGUGAUACGAAAUACCUUCCAGAUGGCUCCAUUUGGUGCAUCUAUAACUUUGGUUCGGAGGACGACGGUGGUCUCAGGACACAACAGCAUUUUUCCGUAGUGAUGACCGAAUUCACGGUCGGCUUUGUCAUCCCCUUCACCGUCAUAUUGGCCUGCUACUGUGCCAUCGUCAUCAAGCUGAGGAGAAGCCUCUUCAGUCGUUCCAGCAGGUCCGUCAAGAUCAUCGUGGCUGUGAUCCAGGUCUUCUUCUGCAGCUGGUUCCCAUACCAUCUCUUCUCCAUUCUCGAAAUUCUGGGAGAAGACAGUCUCGGAAUGCAAAAAACCCUUGACAUAGGAGCGCCGGUGGCUCACGGACUUUUCUGCCUCAACAGUUGUCUCAAUCCUCUUUUGUAUACCUUCGUCGGGACAGGUUGCAAAGCAGCUAGUGGCCGAUCCUUCUUGUCUUCCUUUAAAGGAGCUUUCAGUGAGAAAUGGGUCCCGCAUACUCUUUCCAGAAGCAGAAAUUCCAGCAGCGCUUCAGCAGUGGAGUCCACAAUGGUUUGA
Messenger RNA from Gekko japonicus, 1116 nucleotides. RefSeq names its product chemokine-like receptor 1. The transcript has a single exon. Lineage: Eukaryota; Metazoa; Chordata; Lepidosauria; Squamata; Gekkonidae. Gene Ontology annotation, molecular function: G protein-coupled receptor activity; complement receptor activity. Gene Ontology annotation, biological process: inflammatory response; positive regulation of cytosolic calcium ion concentration; complement receptor mediated signaling pathway. The record is from RefSeq and is a predicted model, not a curated record. Gene Ontology annotation, cellular component: plasma membrane. Bases 1 to 1116 code for a protein of 371 amino acids.